This is a messenger RNA of Anopheles funestus (African malaria mosquito), 2174 nucleotides long. Its product is annotated as cytochrome P450 4c21-like. The transcript is spliced from 5 exons. Lineage: Eukaryota; Metazoa; Arthropoda; Insecta; Diptera; Culicidae. Bases 202 to 1731 code for a protein of 509 amino acids. Gene Ontology annotation, molecular function: iron ion binding; oxidoreductase activity, acting on paired donors, with incorporation or reduction of molecular oxygen; heme binding. The record is from RefSeq and is a predicted model, not a curated record.
UUCCAUUUUCCAGCGUUCUAUAAAUGGAGGUUCGUCGCCAUCCACGCGGUUCAGUUCUUUGUCAGCCUCGGUAGGCGCGCGUGCGUUGCAAACGGUGCAGUCGGUGUGAUAGUUCUACGCUCCUAAUUUGUGUGUUUACGAGACGGUUAGACCAGAAGUGAUCGUGUACAUGGUUGUUUUGGGUUCACAACCAGCAUAGAUAUGGCACUGCAGUUGGUGCUUUUGUACAUUAUCGCGGCAUUGGCAUUGGCCACUUUGGUGUGCGUGCGGUGGAAGCGUCGGAAACUGUAUGCCGCGGCGGCAACCAUGGAUGGGCCACCGUGUUUGCCAUUGGUUGGUCAUGUGUAUCUAAUCUUCGGUAAAAGAAGUGGAGAAGACAUUCUACAAGUGCUAGACCGUUACGCUCCCAGAUAUAAAUCUCCGGUUGGUAUUUGGAUGGGACCGCAACUGAUCGUCGGUAUCAAGGAUAAUCCCGAUUACUUCCAAACGGUUAUGAAUUCACCGCAUAUGCUAAAUAAGAUGGAUCAGUACAACUUUUUCCGGAUUGUUAAUGGUCUUUUUGCUGCUCCAGAUCAUGCUUGGAAAAACGAAAGAAAAUUGCUCAACCGAUCGUUCAGCCCGAUGAUGUUGUCCAGCUUUGUCGAUACGUUCAAUGAUAAAGACUUCAUCAUGGUGGAAAAUCUUCGCAAAUUUGCUGGAAAUGGAGAAAUCGAUUUGCAUUUGUACAUUGCUAAAUGUACAAUUGAUUCCAUAUUUGGGACUGCUUUCGGUAAGGACCUCAACACCCAAGGUCACGACGGUGCUGAUGAGUAUUUGCAUUGCUUAGACACCUUUUUCUCGCUUGUAUUCAAGCGUAUGCUUCACGUGGAACGCUAUCCCGAAAGCAUCUAUCGUCUUACGAAGGAUUACGAACUUGAGUCGAACUGUGUGAACAUUAUCAGAAACAUGUCAUUGGACCUGAUAAAGGAACUGAAAGAAAAAUCAAAACAGGCAAAAGUCACAUCGAGCAAAGAAGCAGCAUACGAAGGCAAGCCGGCACUUAAUUUCGCGGAGAAUCUUUUCGAUCUGGCGGAAAACAAUCCUUCCUUAACUGACGAUCACAUCAAGGAUCACGUCGAUACCAUGAUCGUGGCUGGUCAUGAUACUACCGCUACCACCAUGUCGAACCUGCUGCUCAUGUUGGCCAUGCAUCCGGAAGUACAGGAGCUGGUCUAUCAGGAGGUAAUGAGUGUGUGUCCGGACAAAACAAAACCGGUGACGAUGGAGGACGCAAACAACCUAGUCUACACGGAGAUGGUGUGCAAGGAAACGAUGCGUCUAUUUCCCGUGGGUCCAUUAAUAGGCAGAAAGUGUGUCGCAGAUGUCAAACUGGACGAUAAACACACUAUUCCUGCCGGAUGCUGUGUAGCACUGGGGAUCUACCAAAUACAUCGUGAUCCUUCGAUCUGGGGUCCGGACUCUGGAAAAUUCAAUCCCGAUCACUUUCUCCCUGAAAAGGUGGCCGAACGACACCCGUACGCAUAUCUUCCGUUUAGUGGUGGACCACGGAACUGUAUCGGCAUCCGAUACGCGUGGCUAUCGAUGAAGAUUCUUAUUGCUCAUCUCGUACGAAACUAUCGCUUUAAAACUUCGCUCAAGAUGGAGGACCUAAACAUAAAGUUCGCCAUCAUUUUAAGAAUUACGAAUGGUUGUCUCGUAUCGAUAGAGGAUCGCAGUUGUAGUCCGGUAUAAAAUGGAACGAGUGAUACCUGUGCUGCAAGCUGUUCGAAGUUCUCAUUUACAAGACUCUACUAAGCUAGACUAAAUAAGGAAGUUACGCAUUAUUGUUAAUAAUGCAACAGAGCAUAAGUACACGGAUUACUUAUUGGCAAAUGCUGGGUACAGUUUUCAACUAGCGAGAUAAAAUUUAAUUCAUUUACUUUAAAUGUUAGCUACUAAGACCGGUUUUGGAUCCUAAGCGAAUAUAAAAUUAGUUUAGAAAAAGUUUGAACUUUGCUCAAACUCUGUGGAGGUAUAACUUCAUUUUAACGGAAAUUAUGUAUGUUUAGAUUAAUGUUUCUUUUACCAUUGUUUCAAAUUGCUUGCUAAAUUGUAAUUUUAUAUUCGUUCCAAAUAAUUUAAAUUAAAUUAUGACUUUAUAAUUAAAUAAAAUUUCAAAUCACCUUCCAUGUCUA